Messenger RNA from Pseudovirgaria hyperparasitica, 1913 nucleotides. RefSeq lists its product as uncharacterized. Lineage: Eukaryota; Fungi; Ascomycota; Dothideomycetes; Acrospermales; Acrospermaceae. The coding region runs from base 483 to 1571 and encodes 362 amino acids. The record is from RefSeq and is a predicted model, not a curated record. The transcript is spliced from 2 exons.
UGAUGAUGCAGGUCGAUAACACUCACUUAACAGCUCAGAGCUGCGUCUGAAACCACUGCGACCGCCUUUUCGUCUGCCCAACUCCACUUCUCUCUCUUUACUUUCCACCUCCACUCUUCGUCGUCGUAUAAUCGAAUACACUCGCUCUCCUAUCAAUUGAUUCGUAUUCCUCAAUCAUUACAGUACUUGUUGUUCAUACCUGUCGUGUUCCGCCAAUCGACGAAAUUUGGUGGCGCAACACCAGCCACCUCUCCAAGAAAGUUGAUCUGUGCACUCAGAAGAGCUCAGAGCACCCGUCCAGAGUCCGCGUCAACACCACUGGAACUUCCAGGUUAUCUUUGAAGCCACGAUACCAACCACCACAAUAAUUUCCCUCCCAGCCCUUCACCACGGCGGAAUCAGCCUCUCCUCGAAGUCACCGCAGGUCUUUUAAUCCUCCUGCGCGCUCGACUAGCCACCAAGCCCAUUUCCCCUCCCUCAAGAUGUUCUUCAAACGACGCUCACGCUCCAACUCGAAUACUUAUCUCGACGAGUCGUCUCCGCGUGAUCGCUCCCAGUCCUACGAUCAGCAAUACCACAACGACAAGUACGAUCGUCCAGACUCCUCGAAGCACAACGCCCAAGACUUUGACGACGCCAGCGAGGACGCCGAGAAAGAGAUGUACGCUCGUCAACACGGCCCUCAGGACGCGUAUGGCUCCCCUCGAGGACCACACCCUAGCAUCAACGGCGCAGCUCAUAAUGCAUUGCCAAUGCACAACUUAACCUCAGCGCCCGCUCCAUUGAACCCCGCCAAUGCGCUGAAGGUGGAGACGGCCCCUGACCUCCUAACAAGAGCUUUCAAUGAGGCACUCCGUCCUCAAUUGGAUAAGAUCCAGCAAUUGGAGACUCAGGUCGCCGAUAUGCAGCAAUGGAUAGCCGAUCUAGAAGCGCAGAGACAGGAAAUGCACGAGUGGAUCGACAAGAGAGGCCUACGACCAGAUGUUCCUCUCUCGAUUGCUAAGAGUAUGGACACAUCCUCAUCUGCAUCCGCACAGGCACUGUCAACACAGCUUGAUCGCAAGAUCACAAUAGUCAACUUCGACCUCCAUCGCCUUCAAGAUGACCUGAACUCGUCACUCAGCACUUCCCACUUCGCCGCAGCCAUGUUGAAAUUCAUUCCCGAUAUCGCUCGUCUCUCCUCUCUUCCGACUGGUCCUCGUCUAGGAUUCGAUCUCCUUCUCAAACUUGGCGGCAAUCUGAAUGCGCAUGGUGGUCUAGACUCGGGCGACCCGGAUGACACUCGUGCUCGCAAAGACUUCUAUGCACGUCUUGAUGCCGCAAUGGUAGAUAUCGUUCGAGGUAGAUUCAACGAGAACGAAGAUUGGCCUGUCAGCAGGGAGAUUAAGCGAAUCGAAAAGACUGCACAAUACCUGAAAGCGUUCGGUAUCGAGCCUUACUUUCCAGAGACACUCGAGUUAAUGCGGCACGAAGAGAGUUUCAACUCCCCCGGACCAGCAAGAGGAAGCACAGGUAAUCUAGCUCCACAGUCGCCCAUAGCGAAUGGCACAACAUCGCCACGAUACCAUUAACCUGCGAACCUUUAAGGGCUUUCAACGAGUCUCUUGCUCUGCUUGUGUACCAUCUCAAUACUAACGACGUUACGAAAGAUUUCUUUAUGGGACUCUGGCUUCUGUAUUCAUGUAUGGUCUUGGGUAUGUCAACAGCACGUUGUCCUAUUUUUCACCGCUAGGAGUGACGAUGGUCGUGCAAUCUCCUGCUUCUCGCAAGGCCGUGAUCCAGGCUUGACGGUCGUAUACCGUCUGUUAUAAUAGUCAUGUAGCCUCGAUAGGAUCUGAUAUCCUACUAUAUGACCAGUAAUGAAGAAAACGUACCUCUAAAUUGGGUCCCGCAUCGAAAUAGAUACUUCAAGU